UUUAGGAGCCAGUCUGAAACUGACAAACGGGAAAUUUGUUGGAAUUUUUUUAAUUUUAGAGUGUUUACAUUUCACUUUGUAUCAAAAAUUAUUUUUUACAAGUCAGUGCAUUUCAAAAGUAUGAUUAAAUAGAAUGUCAUUAAGCAGAAACGCCUUGAAAGCUGUUAUCAUCGUUUGCAAACCCAUCAAGUAUAUAAUUUUUAAGCCAUAGUUUCUAAUAUCUCUAGCAUGGAUAAUCUCAGGCUUUAUCUAGCGACCUACAAUGUAGGCACUAGCAACCCGGAGCAGCGCCUGUUAGAUUUGUUGUCUAUAACAAGUCAGAAGGGUGAGAAAUUUCCAGAUUUCUAUGUCAUUGGUCUGCAAGAAGUGAAGUCUCAGCCUCAGAAUAUGCUUUUAGAUACGUUGUUUGAGGAUAAUUGGUCUGCAGCAUUACGCGAUAUUCUCGAUAAUAAGGGCUACAUUAAGUUAAAGUCCAUUCGAUUACAAGGAUUACUGCUUUCGGUGUUUUCACUGAGAAAACACUUGUUGAACAUCAGGGAGAUUGAGUCCGAAUAUACCAGAACUGGCUUAGCUGGAAUGUGGGGCAAUAAAGGCGCUGUUAGUAUACGAUUAAGUAUCUAUGGAUGUUCAUUAUGUUUUGUGAACUCACACCUGACCGCUCACGAUAAUCAGCUGAAAGAUCGAAUUGAAGACUACAACAGUAUUAUCAAAGACCAAGAUUUUCACGUUGAGGAAACUUCUAAAAUUUUAUACCACGACUAUGUGUUUUGGAUGGGUGAUUUGAAUUUCCGACUACUAGAAGACUUCGACAGAACUCCAGAAGAAAUAGAGAGAAGCGUAUUGAAAAAAGAUCUAAAAAAGCUACUGGAGCACGAUCAACUUAAGUAUGUUAUGAACAAGGGCGAAGCUUUUAGCGAAUUUACCGAAAAGGAUAUUGAAUUCGCUCCUACUUUUAAAUUUGAAGUGGGUGCAAAUGCUUACGACCAUAAAAGACGACCUGCAUGGUGUGAUCGGAUUCUCUAUUGCGUAAACUCACACAAUUACGAAAAUGUAAUUUUGAAAGUGGACCAGCUGUCUUAUAAAUCACAUCCGUCCUACGUACUGAGCGAUCACAAGCCAGUUAGUGGAGAUUUUAAUAUAAAGAUACCACGACCAGUAAAUAUAAGACCCAGAAAUGUUGCCCUAAAAUUAGCCCAAGUCGUUCCCGAUCAGGUGUUUUCAGAUUAUUCAGAGCAUGUGGUACAAUUCGACAAGGUUCCAGCUUGGGAAGAAGCGCAACAGAACAAAGCUUUUUACAUAGUUACCAAAGACAUUCCCGCUACAAAGGACGAUUGGAUUGGACUGUUUAAGGAGAACUUUACCUCAUUGGACGAUUAUGUAACCUAUGAAUAUGUUCAUAAAUGCACCACACCUGUGGAUGAACGAGGCCCCCCGACUAUGGAAAGGCCGCAAAAGUACCAAGUUACGAUUCCGGAUGUUCCGAGCAGAUGCAGAGGGAACUAUUGCCUUGUCUAUUUCAGCCAAACAGAAGAUAAGGUUAUGAGCGUAUUGGGAAUAAGUGACUCGUUUCCAAUAGUAAAAACGGAAAGUGAUUGACUAAAAAGUGAUGCAUACUUGCGACGUUGAGAGUCAUCAGCUCGUAGUAUGUUUGAGGUUUUUUUUUAGAUGUCAUCAGUACACCAAUACUUUUAGUUAGUUUAUGCUAGAAUGUCUAUUGAUGUUGAGUAACUUACUUCGAGUCUACCUGAAACUUGCCUACUUAUCUACAGUACAUAUGUUGCCCUUAAUAUACAAAGUUUAGGAACAAACUUUGUUGUGGAAUGUGAGGUUUGUUUUAUGGAGAGGUAUUUGAUAAUUGAAAGCAUUUUCUACCGUAUUUAUUAAACGAAAGCAAAUAUUUUAUAGCAAGAAAAGGAUUAUUCCUAAAUGCCGAUAGAUCCCCUUCUAUUGAAAUAUGAUAAAGAGUAUGCUAAUAUUGGUAAAAUUGAAAAAGGUAAAAAAAGCUAGAGCUUAAACUUUCUGGACGAACGGCUUGACAAAUUUGCAGCAUAAUAGAUUGGGUAUAUUUACCAAAAGCUGCCAGUUAACGAAAAAAUUAUGUUUCGGAGUUUUAUCCAAUAAUUCCCUAGCUUUGUAGUGAUAGUGAAAUAACAUUCCUUUAAUAUAACUUUUACUACCAUAUUCUAACUGGUUAUUUCCAUUUGCCAGUAAUGGCUAGACGUCAGUGUUAGAAAGGAAGCAGUAAGGCAAUUACAAAAUAUAUAUUGUGUUUGAUAAAAAUAAUAUAAAUUUUAGAUAAAAUUGUUUAAGCGUAUAGGAAAUGCUCAGCUGUCGCUUUUUUGCUGAAAUAUAGGUUUAAAAGUUCGAGAAUAGGUUUAAUAUGUUCACGUAGUUCAAGUAACACCCCGAUAUUUAGUUCUAAUGCACUGAUUACAUUGCUGUCUUUAAAUCAAAUAUAUAGCGCUAACGUCUACUUAAAUAUGUACCUAUAUUUGAUAUAGCUGUUAUGGUUGUUAUUAUUUUGUAAGUAAUGUACUAUUUAAUUUUCUACCGUCCUAUUCAUUCAUCCUAUUUGUUGAUAUAUAAUGUCAAAGUAUGAAUAUACGCAAUUGAAUAAAUCACACCAAUGUAGUAUUA
This is a messenger RNA of Dendroctonus ponderosae (mountain pine beetle), 2637 nucleotides long. RefSeq names its product phosphatidylinositol 4,5-bisphosphate 5-phosphatase A. The coding region runs from base 229 to 1596 and encodes 455 amino acids. The transcript has 9 exons. Gene Ontology annotation, molecular function: phosphatidylinositol-4,5-bisphosphate 5-phosphatase activity. Gene Ontology annotation, cellular component: ruffle; cytoplasm; plasma membrane. Gene Ontology annotation, biological process: phosphatidylinositol dephosphorylation. Lineage: Eukaryota; Metazoa; Arthropoda; Insecta; Coleoptera; Curculionidae. The record is from RefSeq and is a predicted model, not a curated record.